AUGAAUCAAAGUCCUAUGAUACAUGCGCCGUCCAAGAAGACGGAUGAAGUCGACUGGGCAACACCGUUGAAACGAUAUAUACACACGACGUAUCAGGAAGACCCGGAGAAGUAUGCUGACGAAUGCAUGACGAUACACCGUCUACGGCAAGAUAUGAGAGGGGCCGGGAAGGAUCUGACUGGGAGAGACUUGUUAUACAGAUAUUAUGGCCAGUUAGAAUUACUUGACUUGAGGUUUCCAGUCGAUGAAAGCCAUAUUCGGAUAUCAUUCACAUGGUACGACGCCUUUACACUAAAAACAACUUCUCAAUUUUCUCUUGCAUAUGAGAAAGCCAGUACCAUAUUCAACAUUGCAGCGGUUCUAUCUGCAAUCGCAGCUUCGCAGAAUCGCUUCGAAUCAGAUGGGUUAAAACACUCAUCCACGUACUUUCAGGCAUCUGCUGGAAUGUAUGCUUACAUAAACGAUAACUUUCUCCAUGCGCCCUCAACAGAUUUGAGUCGCGAAGUCGUUAAAUUGCUGUCGCAACUUAUGUUGACGCAGGCUCAAGAGUGCUUUCUGGAAAAGAGUAUCGGUGCCAAGAAAACGUCGUCUGUUCUUAUUGCUAAAUUAGCUGCGCAGGCAGGAUGGUCGUAUGGCAAUAUUGUAGAAAAUAUGACUGAAUUUGUCAACAAGAGCAUUUUUGACAAGAGUUGGCUGUCUGUAUGUCAAAUAAAACAUAAAUAUAUAUCAUCGGUCUCACAAUAUCAAAAAGCAUUGGCGUGCGAAGCAGAGCUUCAAUACGGUGAAUGUGUUGCGCGUCUCAAUGUUGCUGAUACUUUGGCGAAAGAAGCCACUAAACUUGCAAACAGCUUUGUAUCAUCAUUUUCUCCUUCAUCAACCCAGACUCUUAUGCCAGAUGCUGCUUCUUCAUUACAAGAGCUCACAAAGGCAAAUGCGGCUUUGAUAGCCGAAAAGAAAAAAUCAGCAACACAUGAUAACGACAUAAUAUACAAUGACGCUGUACCGCAAGAAAGCGUUCUUACUCCAAUAGAUAAAAUUAAUGCUGUUAAACCUAUUUCUAUUCAGGAACUAUAUAACGCAAAUGAAAUCAAGAAAGUAAUUGGUCCGGAUAUGUUUCAACGUCUUAUCCCGUAUUCGGUACAUGAAUCUGCUUCAUUAUACUCCGAGGAAAAGGCAAAAAUUGUCCGGGGCGAAACAGAACGAUGCGACUCGGCUAAUACUGAACUAGAAACGUCCCUGAUUGAUAUGAAGUUACCCGGGAUGCUUGAAAAGUUCAAGAGCACAGGCAGCACGAAAUCUUUGGACGAGCUGGCGACCCCUACACCAGAAGUUUGUGAAUGGGCAGAUCGUGUUCGAGACGAAGAAAUCAACAAGAUUCCAAUUAACGUGUUGCAAAGUACUGUUGAGGAUUUAAAGAAUAAGGUUACACAAAUGUUGGACGAAAUCUCACAUAUUCUAGACGCGGAGCAACGAGCAUGUGAAGAAAUGAGGGUUAAGUAUGGCGAUGAAUGGACUCAGGUGACAUCCGGAUCGCUUACUCUUCCCAUUCUAAAGGAUCUACGCAAGCAUCGGGAAAGUCUUGAUCAGGCCGGAACCUCUGACCGUCGCUUUACUCAGAUAUUAGAUCAAUACAUGAACGAUAUUUCUAUUUUAAACGAUGGAGCAAAUGGGGAUCGAUUAGAGACAGCAUUUGCUGAAGCUUUGGCUUCAAUGAGCAACGAUACGCCUGCUGUAAAUGGAAAACGAGCUGACAACAUAUUGGAUAUAGACAAUGUUCAGUCAGAAGAGAGCAUGUCCUCCAAAGUGCGUCAAAUUGAAGAAUGCAUUGGAAAUUUGAAUAAGGUUAGGAAAGAGCGCAUGGACACGUUAAGCGAUUUGAAAGAAAAGACACACCAAGACGAUAUAUCGCACUUGCUUAUAUUAAACAAGAAGACUCAAAACAUCGAGCCACAAUUGUUUGCAACUGAACUCGAGAAAUUUGUUCCGUAUAAACUUAGGAUUACAGCCAGUAUCCAUCAACAACAAAAGCUAUUACACCAACUGAAUGCUCUGUAUAAGAGCUUGAUGGAAGGCGAGGAAGCACGAGCGGUACAGAACCAAUGGGAACUAGCUGAACGAAAGAGGAAAGAAGUCGUUGAGCGAUUCAGAAAAGCCAAAGAUACUUACUUCGAAGUCAAGGAAGGGUUCACAAAAGGUCACGAGUGGUACGAUGAUCUAUCAGACUCAAUCAAAAACUUAUUGAAGACUACUCGUAACUUUGCUGAUGAUCGACAAAACGAGAGAAACGAUCUUGUUCGCGCUAUAACCGACCGGCAGCAGCAAAAAUUAAGAGAAGAUCUUCGUCAUUCUUCGGCCAU
This is a messenger RNA of Paraglomus occultum, 2357 nucleotides long. NCBI's taxonomy places the organism in Eukaryota, Fungi, Glomeromycota, Glomeromycetes, Paraglomerales, Paraglomeraceae. The record is from the annotation of a GenBank genome assembly.